This is a messenger RNA of Spirometra erinaceieuropaei, 380 nucleotides long. Lineage: Eukaryota; Metazoa; Platyhelminthes; Cestoda; Diphyllobothriidea; Diphyllobothriidae. The record is from the annotation of a GenBank genome assembly.
AUGUGGGCGUUGCGUUCCUGUCUACAAAAGCUCUUAGCAGAGUGGUCCAUUUUCUGUUGGUCCUCUCAAUCUGACCGUUACCCUCUGGAUGGUAUGCGGCUGUACGAGCCAUCUUAAUCUUUAGGAACCUAUACAGCUCAUUUACGACAGCAUUCCCGAACGAUGAGCCUCGAUCAUGGUGCAAUUUUUCCGGUGCUUCGCAGCAGCAAACGCUGCCAUUAAAUACGGCUCGGGCCGCCGUUGUCGCUGAAACGCCAGGUCAUGGCACUGCCUCGGCCAUUUUGGUAAGGAAAUUCAACGUAACAAAGAUGGAUCUUUUCCAUGCAGAGGACAGUGCGAUCAGACCGACAUGGUCUACGCCCACCCUCUCGUUGGGGUAG